AGCUCCUCCCUCCCGUUUUCAUCUCUCCCUGUCUGGCUCCUCUGGGUGAUAGUCAUUGUUUGUCUUCUCUUCGUUGGGGCAGCCUCGUUUCUCCUGAAGAAUGUCGGGCCUUUUGACGACUAACUCCAGCUCCGUGCUCCUCCUGCUGUCUCUCUCCCCGGCCCUCCUUCUCCUCCUCCUCCUCCUCCCGCCGCUGCCGCUGGACGCCAAGUCAUUGUCCGCUGCCCGUGGCGUGGCGGGGCGUGGUCUGGACGCCACAGGAGGCGGGGUCAGGCGUCUCCGCAGAGACCUCCGUGAUUCGCUGCCGUACGAGGCCGGGAUGAUGUCCUAUCCUGGGGAGUCGGCUGACGUCCUGACCCGCCGGGGGGGUAACGAGCUGCUCUAUCAACCAGAGGAGUGGAGGGGGCAGGGCUUAGGACAGGCUCUGCAGCAAUUGGUGGAGAACGACGAGAGGCAUGAACAGGAAACGGCGUACCUGGCCGGGUUGCUCCGCCUCCUCAGUGAAGCUGAAGGAGCUGCCGGAGAGGAGGGAGGUGAGGAGGACCAUGGGCCAGGGGACUUCCAAGGGCCCUAUACCCGUGACUACGAUGAGACAGAGCAGGGGAUGAGAAUGGGAAAGCCCCAGGCUGCAGCUCCAUGGCAGGGCCUACUGGACCCCCAGCUCACCCAGGCCCUGCUCAACAGAUACAGGCAGGAGAGGCUGCAGCAGCAGGCCGGGUUACCAGGUCUACCAGCCGUCAUCAACAGGUUUACAAAUGACAGGCUGGAAACAGGCAGCCAGGACCAAGACCAGGAGGCUCUGAGAUACCUCGUAACCAAGAUCCUGUCCAGCAUUAGUCCCAACAACCCCCAGGGUUCGUCAGGCCGCCGGGUGAGGAGGGACCUGGUGUCUGUGUCUGGUGGUGGGGGUGGAGGGGUCAGAGCAGCCUCAGAACCAGUCUUCCACAGAUCCCGUCGCUCCCUGGUCUCCCCUCCUACUCCCUCCCCCAGCCGGGAGCCCUCUCCGGGGCUUCUGAGGGUCAAGAGGCUGGGGUACAUGGAAGAGGGCCCUGGAUGGCUUGGGGGAGAGCGGGAGGGCCACAAGACCCCAAACCAUGCUGUGGGGUUACAGAGGAUGAAGAGGAUCGACACCGAACUACAGGCCCAACCUGGUGGGAGGGCCAGCCGCAGGAGAAGAGCCCUGAACUACGACCCCCAAGCCCUAACCCACGACCCCGAGCUGCUGGUCCAACACAUCCUACACUACCUGCCACAGUAGAGAGGGAGAGAUAGAGAGACAGUGAGAGAGAUGGAGAGACAGAGAGAGAGAGAUGGAGAGAGAGUGAGAGAGAUGGAGAGAGAGUGAGAGAGAU
This is a messenger RNA of Oncorhynchus tshawytscha (Chinook salmon), 1352 nucleotides long. It is a transcript of the gene pcsk1nl, whose product is annotated as proprotein convertase subtilisin/kexin type 1 inhibitor, like. Bases 101 to 1258 code for a protein of 385 amino acids. Gene Ontology annotation, molecular function: endopeptidase inhibitor activity. NCBI's taxonomy places the organism in Eukaryota, Metazoa, Chordata, Actinopteri, Salmoniformes, Salmonidae. The transcript has 3 exons. The record is from RefSeq and is a predicted model, not a curated record. Gene Ontology annotation, biological process: negative regulation of endopeptidase activity.